CCAUGUCAGCCUGUUUCUCUGCUCUCACCUCUUGUCUGCCUACCGUUGGAUGGCAGGCACCUAGGACCGCGGCUUUCGUCGCAUAUCGUCUGAACGCUACGACGUUCCUCAUUAACGAGCCCGACGAUAUUUAUGGCGAAUCUCCAUAUAUCUAUGCGCUCAUGAACUAUGCGACGAAUACGAUCGUGCUUAUUGAUACCGGGUGUGGAGGACAUACGAGGCGUCCUGGGAUUUCCGUGAAGAGUCUGCGGGAGUUCAUUGAGACCAUUCCGGUCGACGUGAACGGGAAGAGGCCGAUAAACGAGGGAGGGAAGAUGAAGUAUGUGAUAGUCAUCACACACUGCCAUUACGACCAUAUCCUGGGAACUGAGGGCUUCGCGGAUACCCCUAUCCUCUCGUCCGGGAACGACCCAUCCUUCUUGACUCCCGACCAACUCCAAUACUCCUCUCUUUGCGCGUAUCUCGGUAUCAAGCUGCCCAAGUACACACCUACGCUCGUUCCUCACGGAUAUUCCAUUCCCCAGUCGCCCCAUGUGCAUGUUUUGCAUACGCCGGGGCACACACCCGAUGAGGUGGCGAUCUGGGACGAGUCCGAGGGUAUGCUGUAUGUUGGAGAUACACUGUAUGACGGCAUGCCGAUCGCGUUCAGCAUGGAAGGCAACCUCUUCGAUUGGUUCGACACAAUCGACUACCUGAUGUCCUUCGUCCAGACUAAAACCUCCCAAGCCCUCGCAUCCUUCGCAAACUCUCCUACCUCCCCCAUCUCCGAGAAAUCCAGGUUACUUUCUCCUGGUCCGGCCCAUUGGGCCAGCCGCGGCGUCCUCAUCCAAUGUGGUCACGCCACCGCCGGCAUCCCCGCUCUCGAGAUGCUCGAAGCAACUAAGUCGUUCAUGCGAGACGUCGUAGAGGGAAGGGAACCGUUAGUAGGGACACAUAAGAGGAGGACUUCGACGUAUCUGGUGUAUAGGCAGGCGAGUGGGAGGUUUGCCUUGGAUUGUCCCGAAAAGUUGAUUUUGGAGGCGAGGAAGGGGUAUGAGUUAGACUGAGUGGUUUACAAGGAUAAAAUGUUAAAGAAACAGCCAGUGUAGUUCUCCUAUGUUUUUCUCUGGGUUAAUUGGAGUGAUCUUUG
Messenger RNA from Stereum hirsutum FP-91666 SS1, 1129 nucleotides. RefSeq names its product Metallo-hydrolase/oxidoreductase. Lineage: Eukaryota; Fungi; Basidiomycota; Agaricomycetes; Russulales; Stereaceae. The annotation marks the transcript as partial. The transcript has 3 exons. The record is from RefSeq and is a predicted model, not a curated record.